This is a messenger RNA of Carassius carassius (crucian carp), 1579 nucleotides long. RefSeq lists its product as uncharacterized. The coding region runs from base 299 to 1255 and encodes 318 amino acids. The record is from RefSeq and is a predicted model, not a curated record. The transcript has a single exon. NCBI's taxonomy places the organism in Eukaryota, Metazoa, Chordata, Actinopteri, Cypriniformes, Cyprinidae.
CGGAACAUUGCUGGGUCGGCUUCUGUGUGAAAGCAACCACGUCCCGGGAUUGAUUCCCGCAUAGAACCCGGGUCGGGGACCUAGUAACAUUGCCGAGUUCGACCCGGGACGAGCGCUGUGUGAACAAAAGCCAAAACUAAUGCCGCAACGGUUGUGACGUAGUGAUGACGUAGUUAUCGUGCGACUCCUUGAGCUUGUUUUUUCAAUAAUACAACCCUGCAGUGCCAGAAGAGCUAGUCGGUGUUUUAAACGCAGAGAGUGUUCGUAUACAAAAGAAAAUUAAAUUAAACAAACAGAAAUGUGCGCAAACUGGACACAAGUCGAGACCACGAGGCUCCUUACUAUCCGCGCUGAAGCUGAGAUCGUUCGCCAGCUCAGUGGAACGGUACGUGAUGCGGUCGUGUAUGAGCAAAUAAAAAUAAAAAUGCAACAGCGUGGUUUCUCGAGAGAGAAAGCACAGGUCAUCACUAAGCUGAAGGCUGUGAAAAAAAAAUUUCACCAAGUGCUGGAUCACAACGGAAUGAGCAACAGUGGAAGACUAGACUGGCCUUACUUCGAUUUAUGCUACAGCAUAUGGGGAACAAGCCACUCGGCUAACCCAGUAGCGUUACUGGGCAGUAUGGCGGUGUCUCCGUGUAGGAAUGAUGAACAAGAGACAACAGCAGAGGUAGCCGCUUCUUCUUGCACCGUUGUGUCCACAGUUGCGUCCAGCUCAGAGACCGUCGAGGCAAUUUCCAGGGAAAGUAAUUCAGGUGAGUUACAUAACUAUGCUAUUAUGUACCUUGCUGGACUGUUUGUUCUUUGUCUGCCAUGUAUCACAUGCUUCCUUCAGGUUACUAAACCACGUUGUUUUGUCUUUUUAGAAUCACCUCAACCACCCCCUGUGAAAAAAGCCAGAAAGCACCAGUCCAGAACAGAUUUGAUCAUGAAAGAGGUGAAGGACCUCUUUUUUGAAAUGGACCGAUACUUUGAGGAGAGGGAACGUGUCCGUUUGGCAGAGCAGAGGGAGUAUGAAAACCAGUUGAGGAGGGAGGCGAGUCAGGCAAGGGAGGAAGAGCUGGCUAAACAGAUGGCAAUGCUGCGUGAGUUACAAGACACCCAAAAUCAUUUUUUGAGUGAAAUUCUUAGCCGUAUGCCAGCUCCAGCACCCACGCCCUAUUAUGUGCCCGCUCGUCAUGCCCGUUUUCAGCAGAGCACAUCAGACAAUACAGAAAAUGGCUUAUUCAACCCGUUGCCAUCAUUGCAGCUUGAGUAGGACUGCUUCAAAACUUGUUAUUCUAUAACAAUUAUUGAAUAUUUCAUAGUACUGGAUUAGUAGCAUUUAUAUAAGUAAAAAAAAAAAUUAAAGCACAAAUUAUAUAAUAUUUAUAUUUGUGCAUAAUUAUCAAAUGGCACUCUAUUGCUUGCCAGGUACAGAUUUUUUUUAACUGUUCGAACACUUUGUAGUGUUUUUUGCAUUGUUAAUAUUGUGUUACACUUCUUUUUUCUCAUUGCAUUGUGUUUUUUUGUAAAUGUCAACACUUUUUAUGUCUUAUGUGCAUCUUAGUACACUUUAUCCUUUAUACACUUUUAUUCUUUA